Castor canadensis (American beaver) is the source of this 3198-nucleotide messenger RNA. The record is from RefSeq and is a predicted model, not a curated record. Lineage: Eukaryota; Metazoa; Chordata; Mammalia; Rodentia; Castoridae.
CUUAGAAUGAUGCUCACUGGGAAAUUUUCCUUUUAUAAAAUCCAGCUCUUAAAUGGUAUUUUCUGUUCUCAUGCUCCCUCAGUCUCUCUACCUCUGCUUCUUUUCCUCCUUUUCAUUUUUGUUUUUAAGUUAAUGCAUCUAUCUGACCCAGCAUCUCUGUCUCCCUAGCGGCCGUGGGGGUGACCAGGCAUAAAUCGAAGGAGCUAAGUCGCAAACAGAGCCAACAGUUGGAGCUUCUGGAGAGUGAACUCAGGAAGGAGAUACGUGAUGGCUUUGCCGAGCUGCAGAUGGAUAAAUUGGAUGUGGUUGAUAGUUUUGGAACCAUUCCCUUCCUGGACUAUAAACAUUUUGCUCUGAGAACUUUCUUCCCUGAGUCAGGUGGCUUCACACACAUCUUCACUGAAGAUAUGCAUAACAGAGAUGCCAAUGACAAGAAUGAAAGUCUCACAGCUUUGGAUGCCCUAAUCUGCAAUAAAAGUUUCCUGGUUACUGUCAUCCAUACCCUUGAAAAACAAAAGAACUUCUCUGUGAAGGACAGGUGUCUGUUUGCCUCCUUCUUGACCAUCGCACUGCAAACCAAGCUGGUCUACCUGACCAGCAUCCUGGAGGUGCUGACCAGGGACCUGAUGGAACAGUCCAGCAAUAUGCAGCCCAAACUCAUGCUAAGGCGUACUGAGUCUGUGGUCGAAAAACUGCUCACAAACUGGAUGUCCGUCUGCCUGUCUGGUUUUCUUCGGGAGACUGUUGGAGAGCCGUUCUACUUACUGGUGACAACUUUGAACCAGAAAAUAAAUAAGGGUCCUGUAGACGUAAUCACCUGCAAAGCGCUGUACACCCUUAAUGAAGACUGGCUACUGUGGCAGGUUCCUGAAUUCAGUACCGUGGCAUUAAACGUCAUCUUUGAAAAAAUCCCAGAAAACGAGAGUGCAGAUGUCUGUCGGAAUAUUUCAGUCAAUGUUCUCGACUGUGAUACCAUAGGCCAAGCCAAAGAAAAGAUUUUCCAAGCAUUCUUAAGCAAAAACGGCUCUCCUUAUGGACUUCAGCUCAAUGAAAUUGGUCUUGAGCUUCAAGUAGGCACACGACAAAAAGAACUUCUGGAUAUUGACAGUUCCUCUGUGAUUCUUGAAGAUGGAAUAACCAAGCUAAAUACCAUCGGCCACUAUGAGAUAUCAAAUGGAUCCACUAUAAAAGUCUUUAAGAAGAUAGCAAAUUUUACUUCAGUGGAAGUGAGCACUGAAGACCCUAUUGAAUGCAGGCUCAAGUUUAUUGGUGACAAUUUGGCUCAGGCUGUGCUGCCGAGUGAGACUUUGGAGGUGAUACUUCCUGAAGAGGUUAUUCUUGGGGAGAAUUUGACUUCAAAUUGUCCAGAGGUUAUCUAUGAAAUUAAAGAAGAAACACCUGUUUUCUACAAGCUGGUUCCUCAUCCUCUGAUGGAUAUCUACAUCUAUCUGACAGCUGGAAAAGAGGUGAGGAGAAUUCGUGUUGCAAACUGCAGUAAACACAAAUCCUGUUCGGAGUGCUUAGCAGCAGCAGAUCCCCACUGCGGAUGGUGCCUCUCGCUACAAAGGUGCACUUUUCAAGGAACGUGUGGGCAAGGAAAGAAAUUAGAAAACUGGCUGGAUAUUUCAUCUGGAGCAAAAAAGUGCCCUAAAAUUCAGAUAAUUCGAAACAGCAGAGAUAAGACCACAGUGACCAUUGCGGGCAGCUUCUCUCCUGCAGACUCAGAGUGCGUGGUGAGGAAUGUGGACAUCGGCAAGGUGCUCUGCCAGGGGAAAUCUCAGCAGAACCGGACCUGCGCCUGCAGCAUUCCAACCAGGCCAAGCUACAAUGUCUUAGUUGUCAAUGUGACGUUCUCCUUCCCUUCUUGGAAUUUAUCAGAAAGAUUCAACUUUACCAACUGUGCAUCAUUAAGAGAAUGCUUGGCAUGUAUUGGACCUGGCUGUGCAUGGUGUAAACGUGAGAGAAAGUGUAUCCACCCCUUCACCUCUUGUGACCCUUCUGAUUAUGAGAGAAACCAGGAACUCUGUCAAGUUGAGAAAUCACCCAAGGCCUCAGGAGGGGGAAGACUGAAAGAGAAUAAAAACAACAGGACCAACAAGGGCGGCCAGAUCUUCCACAUUAAGGCCAUUGAACCACAGAAAAUAUCGACCUUAGGGAAAAGGAAUGUGAUAGUUACGGGAGCAAACUUCACCCAGGCAUCAAACAUCACAAUGAUCCUGAAAGGAACCAGUACUUGUGAUAAGGAUGUGAUACAGGUUAGCCAUGUACUCAACGACACCCAUAUGAAGUUCUCUCUUCCAUCAAGCCGAAAAGAAAUGAAGGAUGUGUGUAUCCAGUUUGAUGACAGGGCCUGCUCUUCUGCAGGAGCCUUAUCCUACAUUGCUCUGCCACAGUGUUCCCUCACUGUUCCUGGGACCACCUGGAUCAGCGGUGGGCAAAAUAUAACCGUCAUGGGCAGAAAUUUCGACGUGAUUGAUAACUUAAUCAUUUCACAUGAAUUGAAAGGAAACAUAAAUGUCUCUGUAUAUUGUAUGGCAACUUUCUGUGGGUUUUUAGCCCCCAAUUUAAAGAGUCCGAAGGUACGCACGAAUGUUGCUGUGAAGCUAAAAGUACAAGAUACCUACUUGGAUUGUGGAACCCUGAAGUAUCUUGAGGACCCCAGAUUUACCGGGUAUCGAGUAGAACCCGAGGGUGACACCGAAUUGGAAGUGAAAAUUCAAAAAGAAAAUGACAACUUCAACAUUUCUAAGAAAGACAUUGAAAUUACUCUCUUCCAUGGAGAAAAUAAGCAAUUAAAUUGCAGUUUUGAAAAUAUUACUAGAAACCAAGAUCUCACCACCAUCCUUUGCAAAAUUAAAGGCAUCAAGAAUGCAAACAGCAUUGCAGCCUCUUCCAAGAAAGUUCGAGUCAAACUGGGAAACUUGGAGCUCUAUGUUGAGCAGGAAUCGGUUCCUUCUACUUGGUAUUUUCUGAUUGUGCUUCCUGUCUUGCUAGCGGUUGUCAUUUUUGGUAAGUGCCCUGUUUAAUUUGGUCCGAGAAAUUAUUCCCUGGAGCCUCUCCUUAGGCAGGCAGCUUUCGGGGCCAUUUGCUUCCAUUAAGUAUUAAUGGGUUAAAACCCAGGUCAUAACUUUGGGAAAGGAAUAAUAGCUGCAUGUUGAGGACUUUCUGAAGAUUUUUUAGGAUGUCUCAUCAAUAAAA